Molecule: messenger RNA, 1141 nt
Organism: Elgaria multicarinata webbii
Lineage: Eukaryota; Metazoa; Chordata; Lepidosauria; Squamata; Anguidae
Product: myeloid-associated differentiation marker homolog
Exons: 1
Coding region: 159-1046 (295 amino acids)
Cellular component (GO): membrane
Source: RefSeq, a predicted model, not a curated record
CAGCACCCAAGCUGAGUGCCAGACGCACUCACUCCCUGGCCAGCUCAGCAGCCUCCGUCCGGCUCCUCGGCCCACACUGAGCUCACCUGCCUCUCUCCUUUGCGCCCCCGUGUCGACGCAUUUCCGGCCUCAGCUCCUCUCGGUUGCGGCGCGGCACCAUGGUGACGCUUCAGCUGAACCCCCGCUCUCUGAUCUCCCCGCUGGGGAUUGUCCGGUUGUUUGAAAUCUUCCUCUCCUGCACGGCCUUCAGCCUGGUUGCCGUCCACCACAGCUACGGCGGCUCUUACGGUGCCUGGUCCAUGUUCACGUGGUGCUUCUGCUUUAUCGUCUCCAUCUUCGUGGUGGUUGUAGAGUUUGUGAGCUUGACCCACUCGCUGCCCCUCUCCUGGGAGGACUUCACCUCCGCCUUCUCCAUGCUGGCUGCGCUCAUGAUCUUCACCACCUCCAUCGUCUACCCGUCCGUGUUCAUACCGAGCUACUGCAGCAGGAGCGAUUGCAGUUACGAGGGUGCGGCCACCGCCAUGUCCUGCCUGUGCUUCAUCGCCUACGCGGUCGAAGUGGGACUGACCCGGGCCAAAGUCGGAGAAGUCAGCAGCUUCCUGGCCACCGUUCCUGGCCUCAUGAAGGUGUUUGAAGCCUACGUGGCCUGUCUCAUCUUCUCCUUGGUGGGCAACGAUUUGCACUAUAAGGCUUUUGCUGGCCUGCAGUGGUGCCUGGCUGUCUACUGCAUCUGCUUUAUUGCCACGCUUCUCAUUGUCAUCCUCACCAUCGGACGUUGCUUUGCCUCCCUGCCCUGCCCUGCCGAGAAGGUCCUGGUGGGCUUCAACAUCUUGGCUGUACUCAUGUACCUAACGGCAGCCAUUAUAUGGCCCAUCUAUAGCUUCAAGAACUUUGCAAGGCCUUCUCCGUGUCAUUCAAACAAUUCCACGUGUGUCAUCUGGAACAGCCGGCUGGGAGUCUCCUUCCUGACUUUCUUCAAUCUCAUCGCCUACAUCGUUGACCUUGUGUAUUCCUCGAAAAUGGUUUUUCUGACCGUUCCGGCUUAGUUUGCCCACCUGGCUGGGACUGCUUCUGUUUGGGGUACCGCUUAUUAUAUAACCAGAAUGCAAGGACCAAAAUAUUGUAUGUCCAGCAUGCCACG